GCGCCCCACGCUGGGCCAUGGGUGGUGCCCCUCGCCGAGGAGUGGCCGAGGGUGUGCAUUGUUGGAACCCGCCCCAGCCUGUGGUCCUGGCGCCGCGGUGUGUGUGUGUGUGUGAGUGGGAAGAUACCACAACAAUGGCUGCAGGGCUGCCGCGGAGAAUAAUCAAGGAAACUCAAAGGUUGAUGGCGGAACCUGUGCCUGGCAUCUCAGCGGUACCAGAUGAGACCAAUGCUCGAUAUUUUCACGUAGUAGUCGCAGGUCCAGAAGGGUCACCAUUUGAAGGCGGUGUAUUUAAAUUAGAAUUAUUUUUGCCGGAAGAGUAUCCUAUGAGUGCCCCUAAAGUCAGAUUUAUGACGAAAAUUUAUCAUCCCAACAUAGAUAAAUUAGGAAGAAUUUGCCUUGAUAUUCUUAAAGAUAAGUGGAGUCCAGCACUGCAGAUUCGUACAGUAUUACUGUCUAUUCAAGCACUUCUUUCUGCACCCAACCCAGAUGAUCCCUUAGCUAAUGAUGUUGCUGAACUGUGGAAGGUUAAUGAGUCUGAAGCUAUUCGCAUUGCAAGAGAGUGGACACGUACGUAUGCCAUGGGGAACUAGUGCUUGCCUUUACAUAAUUUUUUUUUUUUGUAUAAAAAUAUGAUUUCUCAGGAUGUUGAGGAAGGAGAGCCUAGCUAAUGUAACACUGAACCAACACCACCGGCAUGAGCCACUAAAUCACUGGGAUUGGCUUCCCCUGCCAACAAGAGCUGCUGAGUGGGUGACUUGUAGUCCUUGAAUGUUGUCCAAAGGCUGUCACCUGCUCUGGGCUCAGGCCAUCUUAUAGAAAUAAAGGCAGACUUGGUGGCUUCAUGGGAUGUAUCUAUUGAGCUUGUGAUGGCUUAUUUGCCACAGACUAAGACUUUUCUAAAGUGGAAAACAGGUGAUUUUUUUUUUAAUUUUGGGCCACAACAAAUUAUUUUUUUCUUAUGUUUGUUCUAGUCUUCUUUCGGGGAUGUCUUCAAGUGGAAGGUUAUCACAUGGGAUUGACUACCCUUUCAGAUAGGUGAGGAAUUCCAUUAGCAUGAAUUUUGCGUGAUUUUCACAAUAUCAACACCUAUCUUCAUUUGUCCCCUUCAUGUUAAUUUCAUUUAUAUUGGGGUGAUAUUGAAGAAACAUCAUGUUUUUUGGCCCUGUAUCUACAGUGCCUUUUGUCUGCUUUAUCUAUACUGCAAAGCUUUUAAAUAUUAGGAGUUUCACUUAUAUGUCACAUUGAAAGUGAAAGAUGAGCCACUGCAGCACAGGGCCAGAGAACAUUUCAGCAUCACAUUGACAUGUAUAGCUGUAUUUUUGUGGGUAACAUAACUGUCAAUUAAGCACUUAAUUCUGAUAUAUAAUGUGUUAAGUGUACUACAGUUCAGAAUAAACCUUAUGUGCAAACUUACGUACUGUAUGUCCCAAAAUGUUGAUUAUUUUGAAUUUUUUGUAUUAACUUGUAUUUUAACUCAUAUCGCAUUCAAGUUUUGUUAUUUAUGUGUGAAAACUAUUUAUUUUCAUCACCAAAGAAAUAAUCAUAAACUUUACCAUGAAUAAUAAUCCCUCCUGAUGAAGAAGUGUUCAGAAAGUGCACAGUGCACUGAAAAAACAGAUUAAAUUAAAAGGUAAAACAAUGUCAAGUUGUGGUGCCUGUUAGGGUAACAGAUUAUAAAUAGGGUUUUCAUUGCAAUUAGAAUGAACUUUGAAUGUGAGAUCAUCUCCUGCUACUGUUUUAAGUUUGUUGUUUUGCAAGAUAAUUUGGGACAUGUAGCACAUUGUGGUAUCUACAGAAAUACUGCCCUAGAACCAUAUGAAUGUCCUAUGUAAAUGACUCAUUCCAUAUAGUGUGUAUUAUUAAUAGGCCUUAUGAUGGAUAUCAUCUUGCAUUACUUUGUUUUGUCACACCAUCAUAAUAAGACUGUAUUAAUGCUUGCAGAAAAGAAAGAAAAUUGGCAAUGUUUCAAUCUGAAGUGAAAUUUUGUAUGCUGCUUAGGAGUAAAGACUAAUAUAUAA
Messenger RNA from Eriocheir sinensis (Chinese mitten crab), 2021 nucleotides. RefSeq names its product ubiquitin-conjugating enzyme E2 N (gene ben). Bases 18 to 593 code for a protein of 191 amino acids. The transcript has 6 exons. The record is from RefSeq and is a predicted model, not a curated record. Lineage: Eukaryota; Metazoa; Arthropoda; Malacostraca; Decapoda; Varunidae.